Centruroides sculpturatus (bark scorpion) is the source of this 747-nucleotide messenger RNA. RefSeq lists its product as uncharacterized. Bases 1 to 747 code for a protein of 248 amino acids. The record is from RefSeq and is a predicted model, not a curated record. The transcript has a single exon. NCBI's taxonomy places the organism in Eukaryota, Metazoa, Arthropoda, Arachnida, Scorpiones, Buthidae.
AUGGGAGGGAGACUCUUGUCCUGGCUUAAAUCGUUUCUACUAUAUCGUUCUUUUUGCAUCCGUUGGCGCGGGACGCUGUCACCUCCUCAUGCCUUUAUCCAAGGCCUCCCCAAGGGGAGCGUUCUUGCCCCCAUUGUAUUCACAUUAUACAUGGCGAACCUUUGGACUGCUCUUCCCGCCAAUGUCACUGCCGUCCUUUACACGAACGAUUUAUACAUUCUUACCUCGAGUACUAGGCCUUUAAAAGCAGCUCGCAAAGCUCAAUUAGCCCUGGACCACCUUGAACAUUGGGCAACCACCUGGAGUUUAUCCUUUUCUGCCACAAAAAGCGCUUCUGUCGAUUUUUCUGCCAAACUCCACCGCCCUCCACUUACUUUGUCUCUUAACUCAAGUAAUAUCCCUCAGCCCCCUUCUUUCCGCAUCCUCGGACUUAAUUUUUCGCAUAACUUCACAUGGCACGCCUACGAGACUUUCUUAAGAACCAAAGUGACUCGUGCCGGUUCCCUUCUCAAAUUUUUUGCUUCUCGUAGUUACGAUGCCAAAAGAGCCGACCUCCUCCGCUUAAUCUAUACCGUCCUUAGCCCGAUGGCGGAAUUUGGCGCUCCUCUCCUGGAAGGGGCCCCCAACCACUAUUUGUCGUAUCGAAAAACCCAUUCAGGAAGCCCUUCACACAGCCUUGGGCCUGCCCAAGUCUACUCCGCUCUCAUCCUUAUAUGCCGAGUCUGGCUAUAUUCCACUCUAGUCUAG